Aspergillus affinis is the source of this 801-nucleotide messenger RNA. RefSeq names its product chromo domain-containing protein. The record is from RefSeq and is a predicted model, not a curated record. NCBI's taxonomy places the organism in Eukaryota, Fungi, Ascomycota, Eurotiomycetes, Eurotiales, Aspergillaceae. The transcript is spliced from 3 exons. The coding region runs from base 1 to 801 and encodes 266 amino acids.
AUGUGUCGGCAAUGGAUAUGGCUCAGCUCUUUCUCGAAUAUAUAUAUCGAUAGGUGGGACUGCCAGAGUCAAUCCUUUCGGACCGUAGAGACCAAUUUCGCCUACGCCGUCCUCGAAUAUGAGUCAACCGGGUUAUCUCCCUUCCAGGUUGAGCGUGGCUACGAACCCCGGGUCUCCUUUGACUGGGUCUCGCCCUCGAAGCCUCGGGAUAGACCUCAUGAUCAAGCUGAAGCUCGCCAGACUGCUCGCAAUUUAGAACAGAUCUGGGACUACGCUAAGGGUCAAAUUGAACUAGCUCAGGUAAAGAUGAAACGGCAAGCCGAUAAGCAUCGCAGACCCGUGGACUUUAAGGCCGAGGACUUGGUCUACGUAACUACUAAAGACUGGGAAUUAGGCCGCCCGAGCCGCAAGUUCGGCGACCAAUGGGCUGGCCCGUACGAGAUUAUUGAACAGAUUGGACAUGCCUUUAAGCUUCGCCUGUCUCCUACACUCCAAGUCCACCCCGUUUUCGCGCCAGAGAAGCUCCGAAAAGUGACCGAUUUGGCGCCUAUGCCGGAUAAAAUUUUUGCUUCUCGCAUGUAUAAUAAAGAGCUGCGCUACCGCGUGCAGUGGGAAGGGUAUCCUCCCGACCCUGCGUGGUAUCCUGCCUCCAAUUUCCGUAACGCCCCGCUCAAGUUGCAGGAAUUUCAUGAUCAAUAUCCUGAGAAGCCUGGUCCGCCUCGGCGCCUGGCUAACUGGCUCGCUGCUGCAGCUAACGACGAAUUUCUCGACGAACACGAUGAUGACGAUUUACCUGUUUAA